Leguminivora glycinivorella is the source of this 3300-nucleotide messenger RNA. RefSeq lists its product as uncharacterized. Lineage: Eukaryota; Metazoa; Arthropoda; Insecta; Lepidoptera; Tortricidae. The transcript is spliced from 5 exons. Bases 1 to 3063 code for a protein of 1020 amino acids. The record is from RefSeq and is a predicted model, not a curated record.
AUGCACGCGGCGGCGGCGCGCUACGUGUCGGUGAGCGAGCUGUACUCGACGGACGAGGUGGAGCUGCUGCUGGACGAGAUUCGCGACCUGGAGCCCACUAGCUGCCGCGGCGAAGACAUACAGGACUUCGAGAUCGCGGGCAGCGGGCUGGGCGGGCUGGCGGGCGCGGGCGCGGCGGGCUCGGGCGCGCGCUCGCCGGGCGCGGGCUCGGGCGCGGGCACGGAGCGCUCGUGGGACUCGCACGCGCACUACACCCGCGCGCCGCCGCCGCCGCCGCGCCCGCUCGCGCCCGUCUACUGCCGCUGCCGCCAUCUGCUCACCGCGCACGGCGCGGCCAUGCUCUUCAUUACGCUGUGUUCACUGGGUUGCGCGAGCUGCGUGUGGGCGGGCGCGGGGCUGCAGGUGUGGGCGCUGCCGGGCGCGGCGCGCGUGCGCCUGCUGCAGCUCGGGGCCGUCACCGGCGCGCUCGCGCACCUGGCGCUGCUGCUGCUGCGCGUCACCGGGCUCGACGCGCUGCUGCCGCUGCGCUGGGACAAGCUGGUGAGUGCCGGCUGCCGUGCGCGGCUGCAGCUCGGGGCCGUCACCGGCGCGCUCGCGCACCUGGCGCUGCUGCUGCUGCGCGUCACCGGGCUCGACGCGCUGCUGCCGCUGCGCUGGGACAAGCUGGUGAGUGCCGGCUGCCGUGCGCGGCUGCAGCUCGGGGCCGUCACCGGCGCGCUCGCGCACCUGGCGCUGCUGCUGCUGCGCGUCACCGGGCUCGACGCGCUGCUGCCGCUGCGCUGGGACAAGCUGGUGAGUGCCGGCUGCCGUGCGCGGCUGCAGCUCGGGGCCGUCACCGGCGCGCUCGCGCACCUGGCGCUGCUGCUGCUGCGCGUCACCGGGCUCGACGCGCUGCUGCCGCUGCGCUGGGACAAGCUGGUGAGUGCCGGCUGCCGUGCGCGGCUGCAGCUCGGGGCCGUCACCGGCGCGCUCGCGCACCUGGCGCUGCUGCUGCUGCGCGUCACCGGGCUCGACGCGCUGCUGCCGCUGCGCUGGGACAAGCUGGUGAGUGCCGGCUGCCGUGCGCGGCUGCAGCUCGGGGCCGUCACCGGCGCGCUCGCGCACCUGGCGCUGCUGCUGCUGCGCGUCACCGGGCUCGACGCGCUGCUGCCGCUGCGCUGGGACAAGCUGGUGAGUGCCGGCUGCCGUGCGCGGCUGCAGCUCGGGGCCGUCACCGGCGCGCUCGCGCACCUGGCGCUGCUGCUGCUGCGCGUCACCGGGCUUGACGCGCUGCUGCCGCUGCGCUGGGACAAGCUGGUGAGUGCCGGCUGCCGUGCGCGGCUGCAGCUCGGGGCCGUCACCGGCGUGCUCGCGCACCUGGCGCUGCUGCUGCUGCGCGUCACCGGGCUCGACGCGCUGCUGCCGCUGCGCUGGGACAAGCUGGUGAGUGCCGGCUGCCGUGCGCGGCUGCAGCUCGGGGCCGUCACCGGCGUGCUCGCGCACCUGGCGCUGCUGCUGCUGCGCGUCACCGGGCUCGACGCGCUGCUGCCGCUGCGCUGGGACAAGCUGGUGAGUGCCGGCUGCCGUGCGCGGCUGCAGCUCGGGGCCGUCACCGGCGCGCUCGCGCACCUGGCGCUGCUGCUGCUGCGCGUCACCGGGCUCGACGCGCUGCUGCCGCUGCGCUGGGACAAGCUGGUGAGUGCCGGCUGCCGUGCGCGGCUGCAGCUCGGGGCCGUCACCGGCGCGCUCGCGCACCUGGCGCUGCUGCUGCUGCGCGUCACCGGGCUCGACGCGCUGCUGCCGCUGCGCUGGGACAAGCUGGUGAGUGCCGGCUGCCGUGCGCGGCUGCAGCUCGGGGCCGUCACCGGCGCGCUCGCGCACCUGGCGCUGCUGCUGCUGCGCGUCACCGGGCUCGACGCGCUGCUGCCGCUGCGCUGGGACAAGCUGGUGAGUGCCGGCUGCCGUGCGCGGCUGCAGCUCGGGGCCGUCACCGGCGUGCUCGCGCACCUGGCGCUGCUGCUGCUGCGCGUCACCGGGCUCGACGCGCUGCUGCCGCUGCGCUGGGACAAGCUGGUGAGUGCCGGCUGCCGUGCGCGGCUGCAGCUCGGGGCCGUCACCGGCGCGCUCGCGCACCUGGCGCUGCUGCUGCUGCGCGUCACCGGGCUCGACGCGCUGCUGCCGCUGCGCUGGGACAAGCUGGUGAGUGCCGGCUGCCGUGCGCGGCUGCAGCUCGGGGCCGUCACCGGCGCGCUCGCGCACCUGGCGCUGCUGCUGCUGCGCGUCACCGGGCUCGACGCGCUGCUGCCGCUGCGCUGGGACAAGCUGGUGAGUGCCGGCUGCCGUGCGCGGCUGCAGCUCGGGGCCGUCACCGGCGUGCUCGCGCACCUGGCGCUGCUGCUGCUGCGCGUCACCGGGCUCGACGCGCUGCUGCCGCUGCGCUGGGACAAGCUGGUGAGUGCCGGCUGCCGUGCGCGGCUGCAGCUCGGGGCCGUCACCGGCGCGCUCGCGCACCUGGCGCUGCUGCUGCUGCGCGUCACCGGGCUCGACGCGCUGCUGCCGCUGCGCUGGGACAAGCUGGUGAGUGCCGGCUGCCGUGCGCGGCUGCAGCUCGGGGCCGUCACCGGCGCGCUCGCGCACCUGGCGCUGCUGCUGCUGCGCGUCACCGGGCUCGACGCGCUGCUGCCGCUGCGCUGGGACAAGCUGGGCAUGGCGGUGCACGCGUGGAGCGGCAGCGCGCUGCUGGCGGGCGGCGCGGGCUCGCUGCACGCGCUGUUCCUGCCCGAGUACCGGCUCGCGCCCACCUCGCUGAUGGCGCUCCUGUUCACUGCCUCGGGGUUGGGGUUGAGCGCGGCGUGCGUGUGCCUGACGCUGGUGGGGCUGCGCGUGCGCGCGUGCGUGGCGGCGGCGCGGCCGCCCAGCCUGGCGGCGGGCGCGGCGCACGCGCGCGGCUCCACGCGCUCCUCCGCCUCCGGGCGCGCCGCCUACCGCGCCGUGCCCGCCGCGCCGCCCGCGCACGCGCACGCGCACGCGCACGCGCACGCGCACGCGCCCGUGCCCUCCACGAGCCGCCAGCACCCCUUAUAGUGAAGGCCGGCCGUCCCGUAGUGUAGGAGCACGAGCCCGGGCCCGCCCCGCCCUAGGUUAAGGAAAAAUGUACUAACAUUGUUAUAGGAAAUAAUUUUAUACUGUCCGCCCUCCCGUGGCCGCCGCCGCGCCGCGCGACAUAUCACCGGCCCGCUCCGGUUCUACGAUCUCAUAAACAGACUAUGUGCGAGUGAUUUUUACUUUUCAAUUUUAAUUAUAAUAUAUGGUUUUUAUACA